This is a messenger RNA of Nerophis lumbriciformis (worm pipefish), 2706 nucleotides long. Lineage: Eukaryota; Metazoa; Chordata; Actinopteri; Syngnathiformes; Syngnathidae. The record is from RefSeq and is a predicted model, not a curated record.
ACAGUGCGAGCAGCCUAAUGUCCGAGCCAGCCCUGAACGCCUCAUCAUCCCUGCAGCCGGUUCGGAAGGUGCGGACAAGUUGGACCGAACAUGGGAGGCAGCGACAGCAAACUUCACUUCCGGAAGGCGGUGAUCCAACUCACCACCAGAACUCAGGCCGUGGACGCGUCGGACGACACGUUUUGGGACCAGUUCUGGUCUGACACGUCGACCUCGGUCCAGGACGUUUUCGCUCUGGUCCCGGCGGCGGAGAUCCGAGCCGUGAGGGAGGAGUCUCCGUCCAACUUGGCCACGCUGUGCUACAAGGCCGUGGAGAAGCUGGUCCGAGGCGCGGAGUGCGGCUGCCCCUCCCCCGGGGAGCGGCAGGUGGUCCUGAACUGCACGCGGCUGCUGACCCGCGUCCUGCCCUUCAUCUACGAGGACGCCGACUGGCGCGGCUUCUUCUGGUCCAGCGUGCCCGGCGCCGCCAGGACUGAGGAGGAAGAUGAUGCUGAUGCUGAUGAAGGUCGGCCCCUCGCCGAGUCCCUCCUGCUCGCCAUCGCUGACCUUCUCUUCUGUCCUCACUUCACCAUCAAGACCAGCGCACAGGAAGUUGACACAAAGUUGAUUGACAGCUGCGAGCACAUCUGGGAGGCGGGCGUGGGCUUCGCUCAGUCGCCGCCGCUGGACUCCUCCCACGACAGCAACAGGGCGGAGCUUCUGAAGCUGCUCCUCACCUGCUUCUCGGAGGUCCUUUAUCUGCCGCCGCCGGCCGCCGCUCAGACCGCCAACACCUGGGUGGUCUUCUUCUGCUCCUCCGCCAACAGACACGCCCUCCCUCUCUUCACCUCGCUGGUCAACGUGGUGUGCGCCUACGACCCGGCGGGAUGGGGCGUGCCCUACAACCACCUGCUGUUCUCCGACCAGCGCCAGCUGCUGGUGGAACAGGCGCUGCAGGUCCUCAUCGUCACUCUGGACCAGGGGACCGGCCCGCCUUCCGCCACGGACGCCGGCCCGCCGCCCUCAGGAGAGGAGGAGCCAGCCGUGAGGAUGAGGCUCGAUUCCCCGACGGCGAACUGGGACAUGCUGACGCCAUCUUGUCUCUUCCAGCCCGGCGCACCUGAGAACCUGUUCGUCAACUACCUGUCCAGGAUCCACCGUGAAGAGGACCUGAGGGUGGUGCUGAAAGGUGUGGUGCGCCUCCUCAACAACCCGCUGGUGCAGACCUACCUGCCGCUCUCCAGCAAGAAGAUCCACUUCCACCAGGAGCUGCUGGUCCUCUUCUGGAAGAUCUGCCACUUCAACAAGAAGUUUCUUUUCUUCCUGCUGAAGAGCAGUGAGGUUCUGGACCUGCUCAUCCCCAUCCUCUUCUUCCUCAACCGAGGCCGUGCUGAUCCUACGUGCGUGGGCCUGCUGCACGUGGGCGUGUUCAUCCUGCUGCUGCUGAGCGGCGAGAGGAACUUUGGCGUGCGUCUCAACAAGCCCUUCGCCCCGCGCGUCCCCAUGGACGUCCCCGUCUUCAGCGGGACCCACGCCGACCUGCUGGUGCUGACGGUCCACAGGAUGAUGACCAGCGGACACCGGCGCCUGCAGCCGCUCUUCGACUGCAUGCUCACCAUCGUCGUCAACGUGUCUCCUUACCUGAAGAGUCUGUCCAUGGUGGCGUCCAACAAGCUGCUGCACCUGCUGGAAGUCUUCUCCUCGCCACGCUUCCUCUUCUCCGCCCGCAACAACCACCAGCUGGUCUUCUUGCUGCUGGAGGUCUUCAACAACAUCAUCCAGUAUCAGUUCGACGGGAACAGCAACCUGGUGUACGCCCUCAUCCGAAAGAGGAACCUCUUCUACCAGCUCGCCAGCCUGCCGGCGGAUGCGGCGUCCAUUCAGAAGGCGCUGCAGAAGAAGAGGAGGAAGUCCGGAAAGUCCGGCAGCAACUCCUCCGAGACAGACUCCUCGCUAAGACCCCCAGCGGACAACGCCGCCGGAGAGGCCACCACCCCGGGGAUGGACAGGAUAACCGACAAGUCUCAGACGAAGGAGGACAAUAUGGCCGCUUUGGAACCGGACUGCAGCGCCAUCGCCGGGCUCAGCGACACCGAGUCCAACUCUGAGAGAGACCAGCAGCCGGCGCCAUCGCCAUCGCCAUCGCCAUCGCGUCCUGUCGGGAGUCACUUUCCCGCCGUCCCGUCCUCGUCGUGCACCUGGACCUGGACCGCCAGCCCGGACUGGGUGCUGUCCUGGAGGUCCAAGCUGCCCCUGCAAACCAUCAUGAGGCUGCUGCAGGUUCUGGUCCCUCAGGUGGAGAAGAUCUGCAUCGACAAAGGUUUGACCGACGAGUCCGAGAUCCUCAAGUUCCUCCAACAUGGCACCCUGGUCGGCCUCCUGCCGGUGCCGCAUCCCAUCCUGAUCCGGAAGUCCCAGGUGAACCCCGGCACGUCCUCGUGGUUCCGCACGUACGUGUGGGGCGUGGUCUACUUACGCAACGUGGAUCCUCCGGUCUGGUACGACACCGACAUACGACUCUUCCAGAUCCAGAGGACCUAAAACCCCCAGCUGCCAAUGUCAUCAUCACAUGUCAUGUCCUGGAUUAUGUAGCGUGUCACGUAGUAUGGCACGUAACGUGACAUGCCACGUCGUAUGGCAUGUGACGUGACAUGUCAUGUGACGUGACAUGUCAUGUAGUAUGGCAUGUGACAUAAUAUACAAAUAAAUAUAAAGUGUUUGAGGCGU